This is a messenger RNA of Momordica charantia (bitter melon), 2311 nucleotides long. RefSeq names its product nuclear matrix protein-like protein (gene THO1). Gene Ontology annotation, cellular component: THO complex part of transcription export complex. The record is from RefSeq and is a predicted model, not a curated record. Lineage: Eukaryota; Viridiplantae; Streptophyta; Magnoliopsida; Cucurbitales; Cucurbitaceae. Gene Ontology annotation, biological process: mRNA export from nucleus.
GUAACAAUUCCACAAGGAAAUUGCAGGAGUACCCUUUUAUCGCAUUCUCUUUUAUUCGUUCACAGGGACUUCGAAGUUCGAAGCUGUGGCGAGAGUCGACAUGAUUUCUGCAAGCUGAUGCUUCAGUCUCAAGAACGCAUAGGAAUUUCUCGGCAGUGCAUUUUUCUGAAUCUUCGACAUGGAAGAGUUCCGGAAGGCCAUAUUGCAAACGGUGCCACCAGAAAAUUUUGCUCUGCAGACAGUUCAAGAAGUUAUCAGACCUCAGAAGCACACGAAAUUGGCACAAGAUGAAAAUCAGUUGCUGGAAAAUAUUCUACGUCGAUUACUUCAAGAAUUGGUGUCAUCUGCAGUUCAAUCAGCGGAGCCAACAAUGCAGUAUGGGAUGUCUAUUGAUGACAAGGAAACUUCACAGGGUCACAUUCCUCGUCUUCUUGACAUUGUCCUAUAUCUUUGUGAGAAAGAGCAUGUUGAAGGAGGCAUGAUAUUCCAGCUGUUAGAGGAUCUGACUGAAAUGUCAACGUUGAGGAACUGCAAAGAUAUUUUUGGUUACAUUGAGAGUAAACAAGAUAUAUUGGGAAAGCAAGAGCUUUUUGCACGUGGAAAACUUGUGAUGUUGAGAACGUGCAAUCAGUUGCUCCGUCGUCUAUCAAAGGCAAGUGAUGUGGUGUUUUGUGGACGCAUUCUGAUGUUUCUGGCACAUUUUUUCCCUUUAUCUGAACGUUCUGCUGUAAAUAUAAAAGGAGUGUUUAACACCUCCAAUGAAACAAAAUACGAGAAAGAACCCCCUGAUGGAUUUUCUAUUGAUUUCAACUUUUACAAGACAUUUUGGAGUUUACAGGAAUACUUCUGCAAUCCUGCCUCCCUUUCUCUUGCUUCCACAAAGUGGCAAAAGUUUACGUCAAGUUUAAUGAUCGUGUUGAAUACCUUUGAUGCACAACCUUUGUCUGAUGAAGAGGGAGAUGCUAACAUCUUAGAGGAAGAGGCUGCAUCCUUCAGCAUAAAAUAUCUUACUAGUAGUAAACUGAUGGGUUUAGAGUUGAAGGAUCCAAGUUUUCGACGUCACGUUCUUGUGCAGUGCCUUAUAUUGUUUGAUUAUCUGAAGGCCCCGGGAAAGAAUGAGAAAGACGUUCCUUCUGAAACCAUUAGAGAAGAAAUUAAAUCUUGUGAGGAGCGUGUGAAGAAGUUGCUGGAGGUGACACCGCCUAAAGGGAAAGAAUUCCUUCAGAAAAUUGAGCAUAUAUUAGAACGUGAAAAUAACUGGGUAUGGUGGAAGCGUGAUGGUUGCCCUCCUUUUGAAAAGCAACCAACUGAGAAGAAAACCAGCAAUGAUGGAACUAAAAAACGUAGGCCAAGGUGGAGACUGGGGAAUAAAGAACUCUCUCAAUUGUGGAAGUGGGCAGAUCAAAAUCCGAAUGCCUUGACUGAUCCUCAACGUGUCCGUACUCCUGCAAUUUCAGAGUAUUGGAAACCCUUGGCAGAAGAUAUGGAUGAGUCUGCUGGGAUUGAAGCUGAAUAUCAUCAUAGAAAUAAUCGAGUUUAUUGCUGGAAAGGUCUUCGGUUCUCAGCUCGACAAGACUUGGAGGGAUUCUCUCGAUUCACCGACCAUGGCAUCGAAGGAGUCGUCCCUUUGGAACUCCUGCCACCUGAUGUACGAGCCAAAUACCAAGCUAAACCAAAUGAGAGAUCUAAACGUGCUAAGAAGGAAGAAACAAAAGGGUCUGUUCGUCAAGUUGAAGAAAAUCAGAUGGCAACACCAGCAAGUGAGAAUGAUGGUGAAGGAACCAGAAGCGACCUUGAUGGGCCAUCAGCAGCCAUGGAUGUCGAUACAACUGUAGCUGCUGGCAAUGUAUCUCAAGGUGGUACUCCAACUCCAGAUGAAAAUAAACAAAGCUCUGACACAGAUAUUGGUCAAGAGUCAGGCCAGUUGGAAGCUGACGCCGAGGUAGAGCCGGGCAUGAUUGAUGGCGAGACGGAUGCAGAGGUUGAUUUGGAUACUGCAGGUUGAUUUGUGCGGCAGCCCUUCCAUAAUAUCUAGCAAGGAAAUAUGAUCAUCUUCCCUCCAUAAAAAGUUGCUGUGUUGUGUUGCUGAUUCGGCAUCUACCGAGGCUGCUUAUACAAUCGAGUUGAGGAUUAGCAUGAUCAAGAAGGGAUUCUAAGUUAUCUUGUCAUUUAGUCGAACUAUAUCAGAGGCUAAUGAGGCCGAGGCCCUCUGUAGACGGUAACAUAAUCUAUUAUAGUUCAAAUUUUCAUACAACCAUUCUUACUUAUAUUAAUGCUUCAUUUUAGGCGUUGUGUUUCUGUUUUACCCUUA